This is a messenger RNA of Canariomyces notabilis, 1533 nucleotides long. RefSeq lists its product as uncharacterized. The record is from RefSeq and is a predicted model, not a curated record. The transcript has 3 exons. Bases 1 to 1533 code for a protein of 510 amino acids. Lineage: Eukaryota; Fungi; Ascomycota; Sordariomycetes; Sordariales; Chaetomiaceae.
AUGAGACUCCUGGUGUCCCUCACUGCAGCUACGGCCUUGUUGCCUGGCAGCGCAUUUGCUGCAUGGUUUCCCCUCACUAGACUCCCCAGACACAACAAGUCGCCAUCGCAACCGCCAGCCGGAUGUGAGUUCACGCUCUCCUCAGCUGAGCCAUUUGUCUGUCCCGCUGGACAGCUACAAGACGGCCAGAUCAGACUCAACGGGAGUUACGAAACGGCCAGUUUCUUCAUAACCAAUGGCGGCAUCAUCGACUCUGACGGCUUUGGCUGUAUUGUCACAGAAGCUCCCAUUACGCAGUUCCAGUGUGACGCUGGCAAACCCCCUACGCCAGGCUUUUCGAUAGACGCGUACAACAAUCUGCUCUACCAGGGGUCACCGUCCUUCUGGGCCUGCCCGGCCACCGACUAUGAGUACAACAUCUAUAUCAAGCCCGAUUUUGGCCAGACCAAGUGCUUCCCUAUUACCUUGAAAACCAGCGGAUGUGGUGCUCCCCCUUUGGCCCCGACCAGCGUUCACCCGUUCACUGUAUGGGUGACGCAGACCAAAACCGUCACCGAGGACGUAACGCAGACCGUGACCGUCUUGACGACUCUCCCGCCGACAUCAUGUCCCGUCCAGGGGAAUCAUACUUCGUCGUCAAGCCGUGGCCCGUGUAAGCACUGCACCAAAAGUGAGGGGCUGAGCAUUCUUCCAAGCUCAUCGCCAUCAUCCUCGGCAUUGGUAUCGCCAACGUCUGUUGCUGCCAACGAGUCCCUGUCCCACACGGCUAUCUCUGGACGUGGCCUCAUCUCCAAACGGGACCUCUACAACGACUGGGUCACUGUGCGUGACACGACGAGGAGGGGCGCUGCGGAAACCGACCUGCUGAAAUGGGUUCCCAUCGGUGCGGUCAAGUUUUACGGCCCUCUAAUUCCCGGUCUGCGGGUUGCCACGGCCUACUUUCACGGAUGCACCGUCUUCGUCGUUGUCGGCUCUCGAGGUCUCUUCUUCGGACACAUGGCCCAGGAGAUGAUAGGCCCCAACAACCGGCCGUGCAGGGCUCUCGAAACACGGGCCUUAACAGAGGAGGUACUUAUUCCCGAGAUUGAGCUGUCGGAAGGGCUGAGCGAUCACAGCUUCAACGAAGUAUCGCCCCCAGAUUGCCCUACCGAGAGGUAUGCCAUCAUUAUGGGCAGCGUCCCGGACAAUAGAUUGGACCAAGGACCAGCCCGCCUCAAGGAGUACUUCAUGGAUGAGGACGAGGGAGCUGGGGUGCCUCCUGAGAACGUUCGGUAUACACCCUACUCGUCGCAAACUCCGGGGCCCGAUGACCCUCCUGGACCGUUUGGGAAGGGCCUGGUCACGGUGGACGACGACGGGGUUGAUGACAAGGGGAGACAGCUGGUCGUGCUGCGGGUAUUUAUGUACAGUGACACGCCCAGACUCACACUAAGGUUUCUUGUCGAGGAUGGUCAGUUCGUGGCCCAGCCCGAGAUCAUGGUGGCAAACUCGUUGACGACGACGGAUGGGAAUAAGAGAUACAACAGAAAGUAG